Molecule: messenger RNA, 3910 nt
Organism: Zophobas morio
Lineage: Eukaryota; Metazoa; Arthropoda; Insecta; Coleoptera; Tenebrionidae
Exons: 4
Coding region: 103-3522 (1139 amino acids)
Biological process (GO): regulation of apoptotic process; apoptotic process
Molecular function (GO): protein binding
Source: RefSeq, a predicted model, not a curated record
CAUUCGUUUACCUGUUAGUUAUCCCAUAAGGUACUUAAUAGGCGUGGUUGAAAAAGUGAUUUUUAAAAAACGUAGAAUUAUACACUAAUAAGGGCAUCCAUUAUGCAUGAAGAAUCGGAUUCCGAGUUGGAAGAAAAACUUAGGCAAUUAGAAAGUGAAAUAUUAUUAAAAAAACAAAGAUUAAAAGGGACAUCAAGCAAGCUACCGUUUCAAACAAGCAAGCCACCGUUUCAAACAAGUUAUUCGCCUUGGAAAAAGAUGGAACCGGAAAGCUUUGGAGGUACGAAGAAAUUAGAGUCGGGUUUUCCCCGAGCUGCUAAAAGGAAGUUAUAUGCAGAGGACUCUAGUGGGCAUCGUGAGAAUAAGUUUCCCACUUAUCAAAAGCGUCCUGCAUUAAUACAUGGAAACAAAGAAUAUGAACAAACGAUGUGUGCAUUCUACGCCUUAAAAUUAAUUGCACGCGAUGAUGUUGAGAAUUUUGAAAUGACCACGAACAACGCAAAAUACGAAGUUUUUGAUGAUAUCGGACUCAACGUUAAGUUUCGCAACGGAAAAACAUGCACAUAUCUGUUUCAAUUCAAACAUAAGACAGGUGCAAAUUCCAUCACAAUAGACGAUCUCAAAUCAGAAAACCAACGUGACUUUUGUGCGAAAAAAUAUUGUAAUUCAUUAUCGUCUCUUCGUGUCAAGGAUGACGUUGUUUGCAUUCUCUCUACAAAUUCUUCUACGAAUAUUAAGCAAAAUACCCAAAUAUCAGCAGAUAUUAACGUUGAAGUGCUUGACCAUAUCGAAUAUGAAGACCUACUACUCAACGUCCUAGAAGGAAAACCAUCAAAUAUCUUUCAAGUUGUGCAAAAAUUAGAAGACAAAACUCAGAUGUUUUAUUUUUUUACGGAACAAAAUAACAAAAAUGCCACUGACGUGCUAGUGCAAAAAAUGUUGGAUGAGAUGUUACACUGUGACGUUUACGGCUCUUUUAUGCACUUUAUGGGCAAAUGGUGGUCGAAAAACUUCGUCUUGAGCAAAGACGACGUCAUUGCGAAAUUAACUGAAUUAGCCCUCUCACCUUACAUCAAAAGUUUGAGCGGCGACCAACAAAAUGCGAAAACAGAAAACCUCAGGAAAGCAAUAAUGAAUUAUUCAUUAACGAUUGUGGAAAAUAGUGGCAAAAAUGUUGUCCAAAAUAUAUGGCCGGAUGUGCAUAUAGAGAAAGAAGUAUUAAUGAAAAUCAGAGACAAAUUUGGACUAGGGGCAAGGGAUCAGUUUAAGAUGAAAUGGUUUUUAGGUAAAGUGCCUUUGAUUGUAGAACUGGACGAUUGGAAUAAAACAGUCGGAUGUAUAAUAAAAGUAAUGAAUAAAAGUGCCGAAAAGAGACCAAUCAUCUUGGUGGGAAAAGUUACAAAAGGUCAGUUCGAUGAGAUUGACGUUUUUCAAGAUUUAUCUGACCUGAUGAAUAAGGCCGAAAACGAGAAACAUUGUCGCGAUAUUUUGAGUAAUUUCCACAUUUCCUUACAAGGAAAAGAACCAGUUUGUUUGGAAAAAUUUAUUCAUAUUGAUAGAGAAAUCGCUAAGCAUAUUGGGGUUGGUGAAUUAUUGAAGAUGUCUCAAGCAACUUAUAUAAUAGGAAAUGACACAGAAAAUUUGCCCGAAUUACGCAUACCAGAAAGUGUAUCUACUACUUUCGUAAAUACAGAGAAAAUUUUUACCCUUUGUGAAUCAGAAAUAAAUCAAACAACGGUAAUUAUUAAUUGGGACUCAGUAAUUGAGGAUCUGUCAUUAACACUUAAAAAACACAAUUUUGUUGAAAUUUCUGACUAUCUUAGUCAAGAAUAUGUUGCCAAUAAUAACGUCAUUAUACUUUCAAGAAAAAGCAAGGUAACACACAGAGGAUUUCUUCAGGUUUGUGAAAAAUCAAAAAAACCAAACGUAUAUCUGUUGCAAAUGCUUGAUUGCAAAUCUUGUGUUUUGCUUUUAAAAAAAGGAAACGAGCUACCAUCUGACGUUAUAGAUGAGCCAAAGAGUAUACCAGAAUGGGAUGUUUUAAAAUAUCUCGAUAGCCCACUUAACGUGGUCUGUGUUCCAUCCGGAAUGGGUAAAUCCACAUUAAUGAAAGUUCUUUACAGAAAUUGUCCCUCACAUUAUUGGGCAAUUUAUGUGGAUCUGAUAAACAUUAAUUCAUUUUUAACGAAAAAGCCAGAUUUGACAACAAUGUGGAAUUAUUUUUUAAGUAUUGAAAAACAAAAAGAAACUAUGGAAGAGCAAAUUAAGAAUAUUUUGCUUAGCAAUAAAAGAUUAUACUUAUUUCUGGAUGGAUUAGAUAAAGUGGAAAGCAGUUACAUCAACUGUGUGUUAAAUUUUGCUAAAGAAGCGUCUUCAAAUGGCAUCAAUAUAUGGAUUUCGUCAAGAGAGGAUUUACGAGAUAGAGUCUCACAAGUAUUAAAUACGGUACCACUAAGAAUACAACAAUUAGAUGAAGAGUACUUUAGCAAGAGAUUGAAAGAAAAAUAUAAAAACGAUGCAAUAUAUCCAAUUACGAAAAUGUUGUUAGAAUCCGGUGCCUCAAUUAACACUCUGGACAAAGAAAACAAGAACGUUUUGCACCAUGUAAUAGACUCACAGGAAGACAAUGGAGACGUAGUAAAAUUACUAAUUGAAAAAGGCAUUGACGUAAAUGCACAAGAUCGAAAUGGAACGACCGCUCUACAACUUGCAUGUCGAAAUGGUAAUUACGAAAAUACAGAAAUGUUGUUAAAUUUCGGUGCUUCAAUUAACACUGCAGACAACAACAACAACAACGCGUUGCAUUAUGCAUUAGAAUCCUCAAAAGACACACGAGAUGUAAUAAAAUUAUUGAUUGCGAAGGGCAUCGACGUAAAUGCUCAAAAUAAAUCUGGGACACCAGCUUUACAUCUUCCAACAAAACGUGGUGAUGAUGAAAUUACAAAAAUGGGAUUACAUUCAGCCGUAAAACAACCGUUACUUCAGAAAGAAGCCAACAUACAAACUUGCAAGCCAUUUAAAAUAACUAAUUCCACUCGCGAGACCCAUAAAGGUAUAAUGGCCUCCAGCCUAGAAGAACUAACCUCCAAAGUUAAGGAAAAGCUGCACAUCUUUAGCGGAGUAACCAUGGUCCUCGACAGCGACGGCACAGAAAUUGACGAUGAAGACUACUUCACCACUCUCCAACCGAACACAACUCUUAUGGUUUUGGAAGAGGGCCAGAAGUGGAUGCCCGUGGCACUCUCCUGUCGUCGUAAUGUCGAUCAGGUCGACGGUAGCCAAGGUGACGAGGUGAUGGAACUCGUGGACAAACUACAGCACAACUUGUGCCACUUGGCUUUCCUGAGGGGCGCAGAGCUGGAGUUGCUGAUUGACAUGAAUUUGGAUUCUUUUCAGAAUGCCACAGUUCCUGAGCGAGUUUUUCUCGAACAUGUGAAAGAAGCUUCUGGAAGGUUAUUAAGCGAGAAGCGGGAAGCCCAAGAUGCCCUGGACUGUUUGAGAUUGUAUCGGUCCGUUUGUUAAGGUGAAUCUUGAGGGUGGCCACCGUACCGUUAAAAUACUUUUCGGGCACAAUUCAAUUCCUCAAUUACUGUGGUUGAACAGUGAUUGAGCAAUUGGGUUAUAUCAGGAAAGUAAUUAAUCUAUGUAUAUUGGCACCAUCGGCACAAAAUUCUAAUAGAACAUUAAUGUUUUUGAUAUGAACUAUAUCACGUUUUCUUACGCCUGUGUUCAUUUUAUACCUUCGUGUUUACUGUUAGUGGCUUAUUGUUUAGUUUAAAUAUGGCAAAACAAAUUGUAAGAUAUUGUGAUAUUCAAAUUAGAUCUUUCUUUAUAAUUAACUACGAAUAUUGAAUUAAAUUUCUGUUAAAUAUAUUUUGUAUGUAUUUUAGUAAUAAACUUCGGAGUAAAA